Molecule: messenger RNA, 3738 nt
Organism: Colossoma macropomum (tambaqui)
Lineage: Eukaryota; Metazoa; Chordata; Actinopteri; Characiformes; Serrasalmidae
Gene: trpc4a
Product: transient receptor potential cation channel, subfamily C, member 4a
Biological process (GO): manganese ion transport; calcium ion transmembrane transport; regulation of cytosolic calcium ion concentration
Cellular component (GO): cation channel complex; membrane
Molecular function (GO): protein binding; inositol 1,4,5 trisphosphate binding; store-operated calcium channel activity
Source: RefSeq, a predicted model, not a curated record
GAUCUCUCUCUCCUCCCCCCUCCACCGCACAACCUGUUGUGCCUGGGCGCGAGCGGCACGAGAGUCACGAGCGCAAGUGGGACGCCACGCACGAGCCUGCAGUCUCAGCGUAAGAUGGCCUAGCAGCGAUGUCCCAGCUGUACUACCGUCGUACGGACAACUCCUCGUACAGAGACCGCAUCCCUCUGCGGAUCGUGCGGGCCGAGUCGGAGCUGUCCCCUCUGGAGAAGGCCUACCUGAGUGCCGUGGAGAAGGGAGAUUAUGGCAGCGUCAAGCAGUUCCUGGAAGAGGCUGAGAUCUACUUCAAAAUUAACAUCAACUGCAUCGACCCGCUGGGCCGCACGGCGCUCCUCAUCGCCAUCGAGAAUGAGAACCUGGAGAUCAUCGAGCUGCUCCUCAGCUUCAACGUGUACGUGGGCGACGCCCUGCUCCACGCCAUCCGCAAGGAGGUGGUGGGUGCUGUGGAGCUGCUGCUCAACCACAAGAAGCCCAGUGGAGGAAUGCAGGUUCCUCCAAUCCUGCUGGAUAAGCAGUUCUCUGAUUUCACCCCUGACAUAACCCCCAUCAUCUUAGCUGCCCAUACCAACAACUAUGAGAUCAUCAAGCUGCUGGUCCAGAAAGGAGUAUCGGUGCCCCAGCCACAUGAGGUGCGCUGCAACUGCAUAGAGUGUGUGUCCAGCUCGGAUGUAGAUAGCCUGCGGCACUCGCGUUCGCGUCUGAACAUCUACCGCGCUCUGUCCAGCCCGUCGCUUAUCGCACUGUCCAGCGAGGACCCCUUUCUCACGGCAUUCCGCCUCAGCUGGGAGCUGCAGGAGCUCAGUAAGGUGGAAAACGAGUUCAAGUCUGAGUACGAGGAGCUGUCCCACCAGUGCAAGCAAUUCGCCAAGGACUUGCUGGAUCAGACACGCAGCUCCAGAGAGCUGGAGCUAAUCCUCAACUACAGAGAUGAUGUGAGUCCCCUGGAGGAUGAGAACAACAAUGACCUGGCCAGGCUCAAGCUGGCUAUCAAGUACCACCAGAAAGAGUUUGUGGCGCAGCCAAACUGUCAGCAGCUCCUGGCGUCCCGCUGGUACGAUGAGUUCCCGGGCUGGAGGCGGCGACACUGGGCCUGCAAGUUCAUGACGUGCAUUUUCAUCGGCCUCCUGUUCCCCCUCUUCUCCAUCUUCUACCUGAUUGCUCCCAAGAGCCACUACGGCCUCUUCAUCCGCAAGCCCUUCAUCAAGUUCAUCUGCCACACAGCCUCCUACCUUACCUUCCUCUUCCUGCUGCUGCUGGCCUCCCAGCAUAUCGUCCCCCAAGCACCAAUGCGACAGGGACCCCCACCAACCAUCGUGGAGUGGAUGAUCCUCCCCUGGGUGCUAGGCUUCAUCUGGGCAGAGAUCAAACAGAUGUGGGAUGGGGGCCUUCAGGACUACAUCCACGACUGGUGGAACCUCAUGGAUUUUGUCAUGAAUUCUCUGUAUCUAGCCACUAUCUCCCUGAAGGUUGUGGCUUACACAAAGUACAAUGGCUGCAGACCUCGAGGUGAGUGGGACAUGUGGCACCCUACCCUGGUUGCAGAGGCAUUGUUUGCCAUCGCCAACAUCUUCAGUUCUCUGCGCCUGAUCUCCCUCUUCACAGCCAACUCCCACCUGGGCCCCCUGCAGAUCUCCCUAGGUCGAAUGCUUCUGGACAUCCUCAAGUUCCUCUUCAUCUACUGCCUGGUGCUGCUGGCCUUUGCCAAUGGUCUCAAUCAGCUCUAUUUCUAUUAUGAGACUGAUGGUUCCAAUACGACAGGCCUCUGCAAGGGGAUUCGCUGUUCACAUCAGAACAAUGCCUUCACCACGUUAUUUGAGACACUUCAGUCCUUGUUCUGGUCCAUCUUUGGCCUCAUCAGUCUGCAUGUGACUAAUGUUGACCCCGACCACCAGUUCACAGAGUUUGUGGGAGCCACCAUGUUUGGAACCUAUAACAUCAUUUCUCUAGUAGUGCUUCUCAAUAUGCUGAUUGCCAUGAUGAACAACUCCUAUCAACAUAUCGCAGAUCAUGCUGACAUGGAGUGGAAGUUUGCCCGAACUAAGCUGUGGAUGAGCUACUUUGAAGAAGGAGGUACUUUGCCUCCUCCAUUCAAUAUAAUCCCCAGUCCAAAGUCUGUGUGGUACCUAAUCAGGUGGAUCAAGAGGAACAUCUUCAGGAAGACAGCCAAGAAAACAGAGACUUUUGGGUCUAUUAGCAGAAGAGCUGCUGAGAAUGUCCGCAUCAAUCACCAGUAUCAGGAAGUGCUGCGAAAUCUGGUGAAGCGCUACGUGGCUGCGAUGAUCAGAGACGCCAAGACAGAAGAGGGUCUAACAGAGGAGAACUUCAAGGAGCUGAAACAGGACAUUUCUAGCUUCCGAUAUGAAGUGCUAGGAAUGAUGAAAGGACAUAAACCAGGGAUACAGGGUCCCCAAAAAAGCACAGGGGCCUCAAACCUGGCCUAUCCUGACCGCCCUCUCAAGGGCUCUGCAGCUCCCUCUGGAGGACAAAUGAAAAGCAAGCUUAAACUUCUCAGCGUCACCACUUCUAUUCUCCAGCAAAAUUCAAAAGCUAGUGCUAAAGGCACGGAACACUCUCUGGCUAAUGGCUCAAUCCCCCAAUCUUCGGAAAUGACGUCUUCUGACAAGACAAAGAGAGACUUCUCUGGACUGUACCACCAAAUACGCCAUAGAGGGACAAACAGUCCUGGCAGGAUCUUCUCGGUGUGUGAGGAAGUUGAUGAGUCUGACACAGAGCAACUGGUGGAGGAUAAUGAGAACAACAAGCCAUCCGAGACGCUGACCAUGGUCAGUCAAAGUGUUGUGCUCGGAGAUGGCGGGAAUGAGGUACAGGACGUGCGGGGGCAAGAAAGUGAGAGAUUUGCACAAAUACCAUGCAUAUGUGAGGCAACUGCAAAUGACAAGGAUAGUGAAAACGAUGAGGAAACGAUAAGCAGAUUAUAGUAGCAUAUGACCGCUAUGUGAGUGACAAUCAGGCAUGGGUUAAGGCCAAAACUGCUGUGGCUUCUUCGGGAAUUGACUGAGCUGAGCAGUUAGAGACUUCUGUGAGACUAGAGAAGUCUGCAGAAAGGUUGAUCAAGACCAUAAACGGUAAAUCACAAACUCGUUGACCCUCAACGGUAUCCAGAUACAGCUUGCAAGAAUGACCAGUGUAGAGCAUGGACAUGGCUUUGACUGUCCUUCUGAAGAAUUCUGUGGAGGAGACUCAGGGAUGACUGUUACUUUGGGAGACUUGUACGGCCUAGUAUGGUCUCCGCAGUAGCGGUAGGCCACAGAGUGAGGAUAGGACUCUUUAUGUUGCCAGUAAAUUCGGUCCAUUGCUAGCUUCAGACAGCCAUCCUAAAACUCAUGAGAUUUCACUUUGUGACUUUGUGUGGCUCUAGGUUUUAGGUUUCAGCCUGGCAUCCCCAACUCAGUAAACAAAAAUCCACAAAUACAUGAUAUACCAAGCCGGUGGUUGGCCAUCUGAGCCGUGUGGGCCAUCAGAGCGCCGGUGGCUGACCGUUGCGCAUAGUUUGUGCAGCGUGUCCUGCAUAAUUGAAUCUAGUCUGCUUUUUCAAUGGCAGCACAAGCACCAAAGUUAUAUCACCACUAAUUGGCUUUUUAUCUAUUUUUGCUUUCAAUGUCCAACUUUUAACCAUUGUGUGGUGUUCCGGUCUGUGGGACUCAUUUUCAGUGUUUACCAAAAGAAAGAAUUAUGCGAUUUAUUAUUAUUUCAACCUCA